Molecule: messenger RNA, 2050 nt
Organism: Fopius arisanus
Lineage: Eukaryota; Metazoa; Arthropoda; Insecta; Hymenoptera; Braconidae
Product: ankyrin repeat domain-containing protein 29
Exons: 8
Coding region: 266-1177 (303 amino acids)
Molecular function (GO): protein binding
Source: RefSeq, a predicted model, not a curated record
CAGUCAUCGGACGACGGAUCGCCGUCACUGACGUAUUCCCCGUCUCCUCCCCAAAUAUUAUGACCACCAAUCCAUCGGCACUCUCAAAUCACCCAAAAAUCGCGAUUAUCUCUUCGCGUCAUGAUUUCGCGGAGUGACAGGCGCCAGUGACAAGUGCCGCGAUGUGCCAAUAAAAAAUAUUGAUAGAAAUUUCCAUUGAUUUUUUAUUUUACUUAGACUCAUUUCGCGAAUAUCCACUUAUUCCAACCGCUUCCAGUUAUUAAAUAUGUCAAUGAAGAAGGAAUCCCCGUGGGACGUGGAGUUGCACCUGUCAGCGGCACGUGGCGAUUCUAAACGUCUGCAGGUACUCCUGGAAUCCGGACGGGUUCACGUCGACUGUAAAGACAAGGAUGGCACGACCCCGCUCAUAUUGGCGGCGGCUGGGGGCCAUGUUGAGGCUGUGACCGAACUAUUGCAACAAGGGGCGGAUCCCAAUGCCAAAAGGCUGACUUCCACGACUGCUCUAUUUUUUGCAGCCCAGGGAGGCUUUCUCGAUGUUGUUAAUUUAUUAAUUGAUCACGGAGCUACAGUCGACUCAUGCAGCAUUGACGGGGGGACUCCCCUCUUUGUGGCAUGUCAAUGCGGUCAUCUAGAUGUGGUGGUGAGCAUGAUCGAGAGGGGGGCAAAUGCUAAUGCGCAUAUGAAGGAUGGAGCAACUGCGUUAUUUAUAGCAGCUCAGAAUGGUCAUGUGAGGAUUCUGGAGGUUUUGCUGGAGCAAGGGGCAAAGACCGAUGCUGCGAGGACAGAUGGAGCAACUCCAUUGUGGAUUGCAGCACAAAUGGGACAUGAUCAUGCUGUCAGGAGAUUGCUCAAGGCUGGGGCCAAGGUCGACACAACCAGACACGAUGGAGCGACUCCGUUGUUCAAGGCAGCUCAUAAGGGGCAUACGGCUGUCAUCGGGGAACUGCUCAAGUACCGGCCCUCCCUCGGGAUUCUUCCGAAUGGAGAGAGUGCAUUGCAUGCCGCAGCCCUGACAGGACAUAUGACUGUGGCCCGACAAUUGGUCGGAGCUGGUGCCGAUCCUCUUCUCACCAAUCAAGAGGGACUUACGCCCCUUCAGCUCGCCCUCAGGCACUCCCAGGUUCAGGUCGCCAAUUACCUGAAGGACAGGGUCGGAACCAGAACGGCGUCUCGCUGAUGCGCGUCUCAAAAAAAUCCACAAUUUCAAAAUCUUGAAACAAUCGAUCGAUUAAAAAAAACAGAAAAAUCGGCAGAAAAAUCGUGAAAUUUUCCCAGAAUUAAAAAAAAACAUUACAAUGCAUACCCAUUGGAUUUUUGCAGAUAUUUGAUCACCGUGUUUUGGUAAAUAAUUUUGUUGAUGGAAUUUACCGAUUUUUUUGCCGAUUUUCAUCUGAAUUUUGAGGGAAAAAGUGGAAAUUCAUUCCUUUGAAUGGGAGAACGAGUUUUUCGAGUCAGUGAUGACUUGAUAAUAAUGAUCUGAUCAUUAUCCCUUGUGAGACCGAGAUAGAGGAUAAACUGUAAAUACCGAGGACAUUAUGACAUUAAAAGAGAUAUUUAUUGUGGAAAAAAUGUCAUUCCCUGAGGCCGUCCACUAGCUUCAGAACGACUUCAUCAUUGUUUUUAAUAUUUUGUAAAGACUGUAAAUGCCUUUGAUCAAUCAUCUUGAAGUGUUCAUGGAAUAUUAAGAAUAUUUGAUAAGUUGUGAAAGGAUUUGAGAAGUGAUGAAUUAAAUGAAUUAAUUGCCGCGAAGGUAAAGAUUUUAUCAAUUUUUCGAUUUCAGAUAGAAAUUGUCGUUAAAAAAAUAUAGUAAAUAUGGAGGAACAAUAUAAACUGAUUAAACCAUAAGCUUUCGCCACUUCUCAAAUUCCUCACGACAAAUCAUUAAAUUUCAUUCCUCAUUACCGCAUCCAAUCGAAUUUAACGAUAAACCACUAUUUUUCCAGUCUUCCUACUAACUUAUUAUAAACAAAUGCAUAAUCCUUGUUAAUUGUUACGAAGUUAUGAAAAAACCGCGAAACAUUCGCUGAAUAAAUGGCAUAAACCAGAAAAA